This is a messenger RNA of Akanthomyces muscarius, 795 nucleotides long. RefSeq lists its product as uncharacterized. Bases 1 to 795 code for a protein of 264 amino acids. Gene Ontology annotation, cellular component: cytoplasm. The transcript is spliced from 5 exons. The record is from RefSeq and is a predicted model, not a curated record. Gene Ontology annotation, biological process: signal transduction. NCBI's taxonomy places the organism in Eukaryota, Fungi, Ascomycota, Sordariomycetes, Hypocreales, Cordycipitaceae.
AUGGGUAACGACGAUGCCGUUUAUCUGGCCAAGCUCGCCGAGCAGGCCGAGCGCUACGAAGAAAUGGUUGAGAACAUGAAGAUCGUCGCCUCCGAGGAUCGCGACCUGACUGUUGAGGAGCGCAACCUUCUCUCCGUCGCAUACAAGAACGUCAUUGGUGCCCGCCGUGCCUCUUGGAGAAUAGUCACUUCUAUCGAACAGAAGGAGGAGUCCAAGGGCAACUCUUCCCAGGUCACUCUCAUCAAGGAGUACCGCCAGAAGAUUGAGGACGAGCUUGCCAAGAUUUGCGAGGAUAUUCUCGAGGUCCUUGACAAGCACCUGAUUCCCUCUGCCAAGUCUGGCGAGUCCAAGGUCUUCUACCACAAGAUGAAGGGCGACUACCACCGCUACCUUGCCGAGUUCGCUACUGGCGACAAGCGCAAGGACUCGGCCGACAAGUCCCUUGAGGCCUACAAGGCUGCCACCGAUGUUGCCCAGAGCGAGCUUCCUCCUACCCACCCUAUCCGCCUGGGUCUCGCCCUCAACUUCUCUGUCUUUUACUAUGAGAUUCUCAACGCCCCUGACCAGGCUUGCCACCUUGCCAAGCAGGCUUUCGAUGAUGCCAUUGCUGAGCUUGAUACUCUGAGCGAGGAGAGCUACAAGGACUCGACCCUCAUCAUGCAGCUCCUCCGCGACAACCUGACCCUCUGGACUUCUUCCGAGGCCGAGACUGCCCCCGCCGAGGGUGCCGCCAAGGAGGAGCCCGCCGCUGCCGAGGAGCCCAAGGCCGAGGAGCCCAAGGCUGCUGCCGAGUAA